UCCUCUGGUAGGUUCCACAAUGGUACAGGCAGCAUCACGCUGCACAAUGGUUUCCAGGCAGUGAAAGAGGGUGAUUCAGCAAGCCACUCUUCUUCUAUUUUCUUUAACCUCCCCUUCACUUUUUAUUUUUAUGGGGGUGGGUGGUGCUUGCUAUAUGCUUACCUUUUUCUUUUCUUUUUUCAUUUUUACAAAUUUCCUUUUUUGUCCUCACCCCUCAAUUCCUAGGGGCUUGAGUGAGUUUAAGAUUGGGUUUUCUUGGAAAUCACCUGUCCAUCGUUAAUUUUAAACAAUCUCCAUAUCUCCAAAGAAUCUCUUCCAUGUUAGUCUGGAAUGUGGUUAAUGAAAAACAAGUAGGGAGGAUUUCUGGGGCAAACACUGCCGGAUCAGGAUCGUAGUUCUCAGGCACGGAAUGGCUAGUGUGAGAAACACCAACGGCAGGCCCAUCUCAGAUCUUCACUAUGGCAACUUAUGCAAGAAACUGUUGAAUUAGACCCGUUUCCUAUAGAUGAGAAACCAUACAAGCUGUGGUAUUUAUGAGCCUCCAUUUCUUAUACUACUGCAGUGAACCAACAUUGGAUGUGAAAAUUGCCUUUUGUCAGGGAUUCGAUAAACAAGUGGAUGUGUCAUAUAUUGCCAAACAUUACAACAUGAGCAAAAGCAAAGUUGACAACCAGUUCUACAGUGUGGAAGUGGGAGACUCAACCUUCACAGUUCUCAAGCGCUACCAGAAUCUAAAGCCUAUUGGCUCUGGGGCUCAGGGCAUAGUUUGUGCCGCGUAUGAUGCUGUCCUUGACAGAAAUGUGGCCAUUAAGAAGCUCAGCAGACCCUUUCAGAACCAAACACAUGCCAAGAGAGCGUACCGGGAGCUGGUCCUCAUGAAGUGUGUGAACCAUAAAAACAUUAUUAGUUUAUUAAAUGUCUUCACACCCCAGAAAACGCUGGAGGACUUCCAAGAUGUUUACUUAGUAAUGGAACUGAUGGAUGCCAACUUAUGUCAAGUGAUUCAGAUGGAAUUAGACCAUGAGCGAAUGUCUUACCUGCUGUACCAAAUGUUGUGUGGCAUUAAGCACCUCCAUUCUGCUGGAAUUAUUCACAGGGAUUUAAAACCAAGUAACAUUGUAGUCAAGUCUGAUUGCACAUUGAAAAUCCUGGACUUUGGACUGGCCAGGACAGCAGGCACAAGCUUCAUGAUGACUCCAUAUGUGGUGACACGUUAUUACAGAGCCCCUGAGGUCAUCCUGGGGAUGGGCUACAAGGAGAACGGAGAGUAAAGAUAGAAGCAAAAAGUUGGGACUUCCUACCAACAACUGAGCAGUCAGAUAACCUCUCAAACUAUGACUAUCAGACACAAGGCUGAGGGCUGAUUCAAGUUAUUUAUCGGCAGAAGAAUUACACAAUUUUAAGCAUAUUGAAAUUAACAUUUAUUGGAAGAAAUAUCAAAGCUAAGUAUAUGCUAAUUGAUACCUUGACUACUUCCAGGACUCUGCAGAAAUUUCAAAAAACAAUCAGAGGUUCUCAUGUCUUUCACCUAGAAUUAUUCAGAGUAAUUUAUAUUAAAUUACUUUGAGGCUGAAAAAUGAUGUGAUAAUACUAUCAUAAUAAUCAACAUUUUUCUUCUUUCUUCACAGAACUUUUAAACUUGAACCCUAAGCAAAAAUAGUAAAAUGUCUUGACAAAUCAGAGAAUCUUAUGAAAUUGUCAUUGAUGACUGAAUUUUAACUACUUUCCCACAUUCAAACUAUCUUUGCAUUUUGAGAAACAUCGUGGGGGUUUCUUGGUGGUUGAUAUGAUCUAGAUGAUAUCACAGGGAAUUGUCUUGGUUACUAAAUAAGAAUGUUGGCAAAAUAAACAAAAUUGAACAAAAUAAAUAAUACAUAUUUGCUUUUCCACUUAUUAGUUUGCUAAUUACUUUAAUAUCCAGAGGAUCACUUCUUAAUACUUAUUUUUCUUGUGUAAAGUGUUUCUUAAUUAUGCAUACACUAUCAUACACUUAAUUUUCACUAUAGUUUUAUGAUUAAAACAUUUCAUAGCAUAUAUUUUUACAUAAUGUAGUUUAUUUGAACAUUAUAAUGCACAUUCAUAUUUAAAUAUAUUACUAAACAUUCUUUAAACAUUCUUAAACGCAUGCUGACUUUCAAGUUAGAGAGUAGUAAAUAGGCCAAGUCCAUUAUUUUUUUUAUGUAGUCCAAAGAAGAGAUAAAAGAAAUCAAUGACUUUAGCUUCACUCAGAUUUUGUUCCUUUCAAUAAAAUUUACAGAAAAGCAGCUUUACAAUGCUUCCUUAGAAGUUUUUUCUAAGAACUAUCCAGUCGUUCACUGCCUCCACCACCCCAAACCCCAACCAGGACAUGCCAUCUUGUUGAUUAUCAAAGACUCCUAUAGUCCCAGUAUAAUUUUCAUGAGUCCUUUCCUCAAACCUGCUUCUUUUAGAUACAUUCUUCAACCUUAUUUUUUCCAUUCUACUUCAAAUGAUAGCACCUUCUUUGAGCAAACCCUGUGAUGUUCCUUUAUCUAAGUUCUUGGCCAAUAUUCUCUGGAUAUAAAGUUAAAGACAGGCAUACUGCAUGCUUUUGAAAAUUCUAGACCUCAAGUAUAUUAUAUCCAAAGCUAACAGCUGGACUGCUAAAAUAGCUCCUCUUGCCUUUCCCUCUGAAGAACAGGAAAUUGCAGUUAGAAUGAAAGAGAUAUACAUAUAACCUUGCCAAGGAGCCAAGUUAUUAAGGAAUAGGUAAAUGGUUUUCCAAAAGUAUAUUUGAAGAAAUAAGAAAAACACCCUCGAAUUAACUGAAUGCUAUAUCUUUUCAAAGUUUGAAUAUGAACAUUAGGAAGGAUCAAAGUAAAAUGAACAAAAAUUUGUGGUUACAGAUUGUUAUAUCCAUCUAGCACAGAGAUAUUUUAAAAUUCUUCUUACCUCUUUGAAAUAAUAGUGCUUAAUUCCUAAUAAACUUUUGCAACUAACAACUUACUAUAUAGUCUAACUCUGUUUCUUAGAAUUAAGACAAUACAGGGUUAUUUCAAACAAUAUAAAAUUUAUGGCUUUAAAUAAAGUUAGGAUGAAACAAUUUAGUAGGCAUUCUUUCAAAUCUAUAAGCAAAUUGCAUGUAAUUAUAAAUAUUUAAAAAUAAAAUUAUUAUUUGAAUUUGUUUAAAAGAAUACAUUUUUACCACUAGUGUGCCUGCUAACUCUUCUCUUUUGUUAUUAUUUUAUGAAAAUGUGAGGCAGGGUUCACCAGAAUGGGAGCUGGAGAUUCUGAGGUUGUAAAGAAAUAAAAGCAAGUUUAAUAGGUAGACUCAAGGAGAAAGUCUUUUUCUGAUUUCCUGGCAUUACAAUAUUUAGCAUUAAGUUCUGUGAAUUGUUGCUUAUUUUUCUUACUUAGAUUCACAUGUGCAAAAUAUGUACAUUCUUAGUUUAUUUAUGUAUGUCAGUAGUCUUUUAGAAUUCUAUCUUUGAACUGAAGUUUAGUACAAGGUCCUUUUGUUAAAUAACUAAAUUUAUGACUUAGUUAACUAAUUUUAAAAGAAAUGUUCUAAUUUUGUAACUGCUAACUUUAUAACUUAUAAUUUUUAUAAAAUUAUAACAAAUAAUUUUCAAAGAAAUGUUCUGAUUUUAGAAAACUAUAUUAAAUCUUCUUGCUAUUGUGUGUUGAGUCAUUCAUUGAGAGAAAAUUUGUCUAAAUUCUACACUAAAUGAAAAUAUACUUAGGUGUGUUAAGGAGAAGUCUCAGAAAUUGUGAUAAAAGAGUUACGUAAUCCCCCAGAGAGGAAACAUUUUCCAGGAUAGAAGCUCACAUAGUCCAAAAAUUAUUUAAUUGUGGAUCAUAAUUUAAGCUAUUAGAUGGAGUGUGGAAGUAGCAAUAUAGUUCUUUAUUUAUUUAGAUUUAACUUCCAGGGCUUACAUUGUAUAAUUUCUAUCUCUUGGUUAGAAGUAGAAGAAAGAUAAUUUAUUAUAAGCUAAUUUCUGACAAAUAAUGUGACAUGAGAUUUUCAGAGGUUCUCACUCUGAAAAUUAACCAUAUUUUGGUAACACCAAAAUUUACUCAACAUUUCUUCUAAGGAAAGUGACUCAGCAUCUGAGUGUUACAGUUGCAAGUGAAUCUGCCUUCUGCCUGUGGGAAUGAUAGAAUGAUGAUGAAAGAAUGUGAUGAAUCAGAAUUUUAAAAGCCAACAGAAUUCUACCUUGGCAGCAUUAGUGUACAGAACUCUUACAGAGACCCAGAUGCUGUAUCAGAUUGUUUCAGAAAGCAUAAAAUGCAGUUUCCAACAGUGAUUGAAUUUGCUAAUUACUUCUAAGGUCUAUGCACAGUCCCUAUUCAUUGUAAUACCUGACAAUUUCAUAAAAUAAUCUAUUCUUAACUUGAUUAGCAAUAUAUAUAUAUCACUAAUAUAUUCAAAUACAUAUUGUAUUAGUAUGUUUAUGUAUCCUAAUGUAGAGAUAUUAGUAGAGGGAAGGCUUACUACUACUACCUUCCUGUUCAAUAAGAGUUGGUAUCAAAUUCUUUUAUUAUACAUUUUCUGUUAGUGGAGAUGGCAAAUUCAUGAAGUUUGGUACAAUGAGUUUAUCUUGAGCCAUAAUCCUGUCUUGAAUACAUAAAAAUCUAUAUAAAUUUAUGUGCAUAUAUUCAAUUUUUGUAAUUCAAGAUAACAGAGCUUAUCAUUUCUAGGCACAAGGCUUAGCAUUUUGGUAGCAUAGAUAUAAAUAUUCUCUAGGAAUAGUGAAUGGUGAGUAAAGUUAAAAUGGGAAUUAGAAAGAUUUCCAGGAUAUUAUCACCCAUAAAGAUAUAUUAAAAUAAAGAAAAUGAAAUUCAAUAUGUACAUCAGAAUUUCAGAUCUAGAGCCUACAUCUCUGCAUUAUUUUUAUGCAAAAGAUUUGUGAUCUAUUAAAUCUAUUUUGAGUUCUGCCCAUGAAGAUAUAUAUUUUAAAUAAAUAUUCUUCUUUUACAUUGGAGUAUCUCCCAGAUCCCCCACACCAAAAAGAGAACUGUGAGAUAUACCAGUUAUUAAUACCAGUUAUUAAAUCAACAACUGGGCCAGGCAUGGUGUCUCAUGCCUGUAAUCCCAGCACUUUGGGAGGCCGAGGUGGGCAGAUCACAAGGUCAGGAGAUCGAGACCCUCCUGGCCAACAUGGUGAAACCCCACCUCUACUAAAAAUACAAAAAUUAGCUGGGCGUGGUGGCGUGUGCCUGUAAUCUCAGCUACUAGGGAGGCUGAUGCAAGAGAAUCACUUGAACCCAGGGGGCAGAGGUUGCAGUGAGCCAAGAUCGCGCCACUGCAAUCCAGUCUAGUGACAGAGCUAGACACUGGCUCAAAGAAAAAAAAAAUUAACAACUGUAUAGAACCAACUGGUGCUAAAGCAACAUAGAGACCAGAAUUUAAUUUAGGCCAUCUGUUGUUAUUGUUGUUGCUGUUGUUUAAAGGCAUGUGAAGAACAGCAAAAAAAAAAAAAAAAAAUCAAGGGAUUUUAGCCUGAAAGAUAAAAUUGGCCAGUUUUAGGAGAGGAAUGGUUAGGGAUUACAGGUUAUAGUUACAUACUUUAAGGUUCUUAUUUGGAUGAGGAAACACAGUAGUUCCUGUUGACAUAGUGAAGAGAAGUUCCAUAGAGUCAAUGUGAGUCAAUAUGUAGGAUGCCUUUCUAAGUGGUUUCAACAAUAAAAUAGAUUGCCUAGUGAGUGGUGAGAUUCCUCCACUGGAAAGAUUUCUUUAUUAUAGAUGUAAAUAUGUAAUAUAAUUAUGUAAAUUUAAAAUAAAUAAACCUUUUCCAAAGAUAUUUAAUUCCCAAAUAUAAUUUUAAUAUAUUAUUUAAUACAUGAUGAUUUGAUACGUAAAUAAUAUUUAUUGGGGACUUGCUAUGUACCAGGCAGUUGUGCAAGGAUCUUUAUCAGACAUAACUUUUUCAAGUCUUUUAUAAAACUCUACAUAAUAAAUACAGCUUAUCAUCAAUAUUUUAGGGGAUAAAAUUAAGGUUUAGAGAGAAGUAACCUGGCCAAGGUCACAUAGUUGGAAAGUAAUAGAAUUGGUUCUCUAGCAGAAAAAGAUGAAUAUAUUGCCAGAGAUAUUGUAAAAAACAAUUUUAUACUAAAUGAGAAAUAGAAAUAGAUGUUUCCUAAGUCCCAGACAGGUUAAUGGCAGAAACCAUUUUUUUUCUAAACAUUUGAAUAGAGACAGGCAAGAGAAAACACUGCAUAUUGAGAUUUUUGGUCUCAAUGUUUUUUGUAUAUCUCUUCCACAAUAUCUAUAAAAUAUAGAUAAUCCAUAAAUAGCAAUUUAGUCAAACUGGUCUCUUUGGACAGUAUAAUAGGAAUACUUGGAAUUUAAAAAUAAAUAUGUUUUCCAUUUUUUUCUUUAAUCAAAGAUUUCUCAAUACCACCCUGUUGUGAGACAGAUAUUACUUGAAAAUACAAACACGUUAAUAAUAAGGGGAUGCACAACUGUUUGCUCUAUCUUUCCCUGAUAUUUCUGCAUGUCAGUUGCUUUCCUAAACUGGAAGCAAAACAAAUUUGCUUCUUUGGGUAUGCUUAUCACCUUCAAAGCCGUAACCAUUUCUUUGCAGUGAUCACUUUGUUUAGGUGUUAAAUCAAACAAUGGAAACUUUGAGUUUAACCCGAGUGAGAUUUUCACAUUGGAAUGAAUCUCAUGAGGAUCUCUUUAAGGUCACUGCCAAAUUACAAGAUGUAAUUUGAAAAGUAAGUGGAGCAAAAUUAUAUUGUGCUGCUAUCUUAAUGCCUUUCCCUAUUUGCUCCCCCCCAGCAUCCCUAAUUGUUUUGUUUAUUUUUCCCCCAACAAGAAUGCCCUCUCUUUCUGAUUUUUAAGUACAACAAGUGAGUAACCAAGUGUAGUUCAAGAGAGAGAUUUCACUUUCUUGCUUCACCCUUCCCCAUUUUGCCCCUCCCUGUGUGCGCUCUGCCCUGGCUUCCUGGUUUUAAGUUCUGGAUGAUACUUGGCAAUAACAGAGAGACCAUUAUAAUUCCACCUUGAAUUCCAGGUUUCUUUUGAUUCACAGUCUCAGAAGAAGUAUCAGUUCUUUAGUCAUGUUGUUUAUUUCACAUUGAGCGAUCCCAUUUUGAAAGCCAGCGUUUCUUAUCAUUAUAAGGCAACUGUGUUUAUAAGAAUAAGACAAGGCUUCCUGCUGAGAAACAUGCUCCUUUGAUGAGAGUCAAUGACACUAAGACAACAUAUUCUGAAACAUUCAUUCUUGAACUGGCUUUUCACUUCUGGAACUGUAUUUAUAUUUAUAAAUAAGGGUAAAUGUGUUUUAUAAAAGAAACUCUUUUGAGGUUGCUGGCAGCUCAGCUUUUCUUUUUUCUUUUUUUCAAAUAUGUAUACAAGAGUAAAAAGGAAACUGAUUUGCAUAUUAACACUAUCUAGAAUAAUUUAUGAUAAAAAUCAGUAGGAUUCUAGUAAAUGAAUGCAAAUUAGACCUUUUAAAUUAAAACCUAAAUUAAUCAUUGAGUUAUAAUUGCAAAGUAAUAUUAUUCUACAUUAGGUAGCAUUGGGUAGUGUUGUUAUUUCAGUUAUAUGACAGAAAAGGGCCUUGACAGCCUAUGUUCUCCCCUUUACACCAUUUAAAAUACUAAUGAUCAUGCCACUGGCCUCUCACCCAGUCAGUGAAAAGUCAGACUAUUGCUCUAUGGCAUGAGUAGCCCAGUGUUUUCAUUUAUUUGUUGUUCUAUUCCUGUGUUCUUGUUUAUCUUCAUUUCAUUUUUGU
Gorilla gorilla gorilla (western lowland gorilla) is the source of this 7700-nucleotide messenger RNA. It is a transcript of the gene MAPK10, whose product is annotated as mitogen-activated protein kinase 10. The coding region runs from base 534 to 1271 and encodes 245 amino acids. Gene Ontology annotation, molecular function: ATP binding; MAP kinase activity. NCBI's taxonomy places the organism in Eukaryota, Metazoa, Chordata, Mammalia, Primates, Hominidae. The record is from RefSeq and is a predicted model, not a curated record. The transcript has 10 exons. Gene Ontology annotation, biological process: protein phosphorylation.